AUGUCCUACUACGAACAGGCCGGCUCAAGCGCAGCUAGCAUUGAUCAUCGGCGAAAAUGGGACCAGGAAGAGUUCGAGAAGAAAGCGUUGGAACGAAUAAAAGCAGAAAAAUUGGAGGAUGUUACCAAGAGAGGCGGUAAACCAAAAGAUGAACCAAAAGUGAAAAGAGAAUUGCUGAAGGCCAGAGAUUACAAGGUUGAUCUUGAAUCAAAACUGGGUCGAUCCGUAGUUAUAAACAAAACUACUCCUGCAGCUGAAACUGGUGGUUAUUACUGUGAUGUUUGCGAUUGUGUUGUCAAAGAUUCGAUCAAUUUCCUUGAUCAUAUAAACGGAAAAAAUCACCAAAGGAACAUGGGAAUGUCCAUGAAGGUCAAAAGAAGCACACUGGAUGAUGUCAGGGAGCGGUUUAAACUAAAAAUGGCAGAA
Molecule: messenger RNA, 426 nt
Organism: Ostertagia ostertagi
Lineage: Eukaryota; Metazoa; Nematoda; Chromadorea; Rhabditida; Trichostrongylidae
Source: the annotation of a GenBank genome assembly